GAACAAUGAGUUUUCCGCUCAAAUUGUUUCGGACGUUUGUUCUGGCAAUGCUUAAGUCCUUGACCUGAUUCGUUAGUAUCAAUGAUGAGAGUCGUAUUUAGCACGAUAUUGUUUUUGUGUGUAAGCCUUGAUAUUGCCGUAUGUAACUCAGAAGUGAAUGAUGAUUCAUCUGCAAGAACUACGCUACAACUGCGUGAUAGUGUGGAGUUUUCUUACUCGAUAUCAAAUUCUUUUUUGGAUCUUAUUCGUGGUCAGAAACCACCAACAGCCGUCUUUGAAACCUUUGUCAAUAUUCAAACUUCUCACCACUCAAGACUCGCAUAUAGAAGCAUUGAGCCCGUGAGUUGCUGUUUCUGUCUUUGUUUUACGUUGUGAUCUGAUUUUUGCAAAAGGCACUGUGUUUUGUCACAUUUUUACCGUUUUGAACCUGCUCGUGUUCACCCGCUAACCACUUGUUUAGGCCGUCUUAAAGACGCAACUAGUUUCCUCGCUCCAUGCAGGUUUUCCUGCAAAGUGGUCGAAUCCUGUGGUUAACUGCUGAGGGAAUUCAUGUGAGCACCUUCAGUUGAAUACUUUAUGAGAUGGAUAAACACAAGCAUGAUAGAAAGUUGUAACGACAUACUUGGGAUAUGGCAUAUGUCUUGUUGUCGGUCUUCUAUUUGCUAUUUUUAUGCCCCUUGUUGGAAUCGUUUUCUUCUGUGCUCGGUGCUGUGGAAAAUGUGGUGGACGUGUGCAAUUUGUAGAUUCCAAACACGAUCCCUGCAAACGAGUUGUAUACACAGUGUGCCUAGUCUUAAUUGUGACUUUCCAAUUGGCUGCUGUUGUUUUGGCUUUCAUCAAUCACUACUUAUUUCAUGAAGCUUUGGUCAGCAGAGACCCGCGCAUAGGUGCUUUUAGUCAAGCUAACCUUAGCCUUGUUGAGUUUGAAGAGGCUCUAAAAGAUAUGGUACAGAUGGCAAAGAAUACCUCCUCAACAGAUCUUAGUAAACAAAAAGAACGCUUCAUGCGAAUUGUAGAUGAUAGCCUUGUCAGUUUUCAAGAAGAUUUUACCAAACUGUCUCAAGCGAAUAAUGUAUCUGAUGCAAUUUCAGAAUUUCAAACAACUGCACGAGCUUUCCUCCCUGGAUCUGAGGCAAUCGCACAAAUCAGUUACUUCAACCAUUCACUUUACGAAGUGAUCUCUGAAUUACCUACCAUUCGUCAGGGUUUGACUGAUACAUUGAAUACAGGUUGUCCCAUUGAUAAGAUCAUUGAAUGCCGAGAAUUGAUGGGACUGGCCAACGAUCAGUUAAAAAUUCGUGUUUCACCAAGUAUGUUCAAACUAGACGAAGCGUUUUCUAUUUCUAAUCAAAUUCAACGGCAUCUUCCUGAUGUUGACUAUCUCAGUGAAUUUAAUGGAACUAUCAACAAUCUGGCCGCAAAUGUGAAGCGUUCCAUUAAUGGUGAUCUAGAUCGUGCCUGGAACGAUUUAGCUCACUCUCCAAAGACACGAGAGAAACUAGCUAGUGUAUUCGAACAUAUUAUGGUUAACAUAAGCACCACUUUAAAAUUUAUUCGUGAUCGAAUUUCAUUGGAGAUUAAUGAAGAAGUAAAUGAUCAUUAUUUACGAGCUGUCGAGUAUGUGUUAUAUGGCGGAGUGGCUCUGCUGUGCAUUCCCAUUUUAAUUUUCUUGAUAUUAUAUCUUGGACUAUGUUUUGGUACUUGUGGUGAUCGUCCAUAUGAAGAGGCCGGUUUGUGUAAUCGGGGUGUCGGCGCCAAUUUUUUACUUGCAGGUGUAGGAUUCAUGUUUCUUUUCUCAACUAUCUUGAUGGUCUCUUGCAUGGUACCUUUCCUUUUUGGCGGAACUUUGCAAACUGAAGUUUGUCGAUAUCUGACUGGUCGCUAUCCAGAUGGUCCCCGAAAAAUGGACCAAUACGUUUUUCAAAGUUUGAAAUCAAUUUUUCUUACCGUUGAAGGGUCACUACCGAACUCGUCUAAAUCUAGGACAUUUCAUGUUGAUAAAAAUGAACUGGAGGCUAUCAGGUCAACGUUGGAUAUUAUUCAUUUUAAUCUGUCAGAUGCUAUUUUGACUCGAUGUGAAAACGAACCAUUCGUAGAAGCAAUCAGUACAGGAGAGUUCGUUUCCCCUAUACUUGCUGAUGCAAUUGACGGAAUUUUGCAGGGUCUCAUCGAGUCAUUUAAGAAGGUCGAUAUAGAAUCUCCAUUUCGCCGUACUAUCGGGUCGUGUUUAGCAGCUUUUGAACGUCUCAAAUUUCUUUCUGCUGUUAAUUUCAAGGAAGCUAUCAACCAAGUCAAUACUCCACUAACUUUUAUUGACAAUCUCGGUGAAUUUGUGUCAAGGUUGAAGGCUUUAAAUAUGGAAUCUUUAGCUCCACAUAUUCAAACUCUUGUGAAUGGACCUGUGGAAUUAGAUGCCACUCGUGAUAACAUUCACACCUUGUUUGUCCGAUUCAAUAGUUUACCGGAUCAAAUGAAUCUUGCAAUUAACAAUCUUAAUAGAUACAAUCAAACAUUAUCUACUUCCGUCCAGUCUUCUAUGAAUCGUGGAGUUAACAGAUUCCAUCCACUUUUAACUAAAGAAUUACAAUUGGCUGUUAUAGCCACUUGGCAUGAUAUCCCGUGUCAGUCACUUCGUUUAGCUGCCAAACGUGGAGUCGAUUCAGUUUGUUAUACAUUUUUAAUGCCAUUUAAUGCAUUUUGGACUGGAUUAGGAUUUACACUACUUCUUUUCAUUCCCGGUAUUAUUUUCGCUGUUAAACUGGCUGGUUUGUAUCGCAAAACAGAGAAAUAUAGUCACGAUUAUGAAGAACCGGAUUACAUAUCAUAUCAUGGCUUCUAUAUGAGACCACCAACAGAUUAUCAGGACAAUUCACAUAAAAAGUCAAUCCAAUGGAUCUAGCUCACGGAAUUCCCAUUCACGUUAUCAACAAUUAUCUGUUUAUCCAUAUGAUGCCUAUGAGUAGUAUAGUGUUGGUAAUCAUAAUAGUCGUUGUAGGUUCAUAAAUCAUAACAAUCCUUCAACUCCUUUACACAAUAAUUACUACGCAUACAGAAUAAAAUUGCUCUUGUUCCUUUUGUACACCUUUGGAAACAAAAAAAAUUAAUAAAGAUUCAUUCCCCAUUAAUAUUAUGCACUAAUUAAUUGCUUUUGUGUUAAUCAUCAUAAUCACAUAUUAAUAUUUGGUCAUCAGUUUCUUUCCUCUUCCUCCCUCUUUUCCUGCUAUCCUCUCUGAUCCAUAAUUGUGAUUAGUAAAUAUCACCAAAAAAACGAUCUGUAUAUUAUAUUUCAUGUUAAUCUAUUCAAAUUCCAUUCUUCCUUUUAUUAAAACAAAAUAUAGUGUCCAUUUAUUGUUGAAUUUAUUUUCUCACACAUGUUAACAAAACCAUUUAGUGUUGUCUUCAUUUUUACCUGCGUUUAGGAAUUUUUAGCUUAGUGUUCUGUUGAUUUUCGAAUUCAUUUUUCCUACUUAUAUUGUCGCUGUUGUUAGCAUAUAUUUGAUAGAAUUCACAUACACAACAUGUAAGUGAUUAAUAGUAGAUGCAUGUUUGUACAUGUGUGUACUUGAUUUCCUUUUAUGUAUUUAUUAUUCAAUUUUCUUCUUUGUUUGUUUGUGUGUAUCGCUCAUAAUUUAACUUUAUACUGUCCUUCGUUUCGCUGUAUAAGUCUAUGUAUAUGUUUAUCAUCUGAAUUCCUCUUUUUGGCUUAUGUUUAUAUUCUUACUGUUGUCAAUUUUUUUCUUUUUUCUACCUGCUUCACCUUUCUGAAAUUAUAAAUAAUUAAUUCUGCUGGGUUUUUUUUAUUUUUAACCAACAUAAGAAGUUAUCUUCUUUAUAUUUCCAUAUUGUUUGGAUUAAAAAGUCUUUAAAGUAAUACUAUUAGUUUUCAUUAAAUUUUUCUGUGUAAAUUUCUCUCUGUAUGUAAGUUUUUUUUUCGGGAAGGUGUAGGAGUUUGUUAGUAGAAGAUUUCAUCAAAAAGAAGCAAACAAAUAAAUAAAUUUGAACUAACUUAUUUGUAAGGAAAGAAACAACACACAAACUCUGCACAUUGAAUGAUUUUCUUUUAAAGAUACCAUCAGUAUUUAUACAGAAUACAAUUGUUUAUUACAUUCUAUUUGGUAAUAGUUGUACAAGAUGAGGAAAGUUUUUUCUAAAAAUGAACUGAUUAAACAAUACUUCAUUGUUCCUCAUCUUGUCUUUUUUUUAAUUGAAAGGAAUUUUUCAUGUUUCUCAUUUGUUUAAUACGUUUUAUCAUAACUAAAUUAAUAAAUUGAUUAAAAUUACUACUGCUU
This is a messenger RNA of Schistosoma guineensis, 4289 nucleotides long. The record is from the annotation of a GenBank genome assembly. Lineage: Eukaryota; Metazoa; Platyhelminthes; Trematoda; Strigeidida; Schistosomatidae.